This is a messenger RNA of Lytechinus variegatus (green sea urchin), 2021 nucleotides long. Its product is annotated as protein arginine N-methyltransferase 1-like. The coding region runs from base 101 to 1177 and encodes 358 amino acids. Gene Ontology annotation, biological process: peptidyl-arginine methylation. The record is from RefSeq and is a predicted model, not a curated record. NCBI's taxonomy places the organism in Eukaryota, Metazoa, Echinodermata, Echinoidea, Temnopleuroida, Toxopneustidae. Gene Ontology annotation, cellular component: nucleus. The transcript has 10 exons. Gene Ontology annotation, molecular function: protein-arginine N-methyltransferase activity.
AUUUUACAUUUCUGUUCAUUACGCACAUGUUCACUGUCACUGAGGGGCCCGUUGAAAAUCUUUCAAUUGAUUGUCAAAUUUUUACCAGAUACACUGAAAUAUGUCAGAACAGAUGGAGACACAAGUCCCAGUACCAGUGAAUGGAGACGUUGGGCAGGGAGAUGGACACGCAGAUAAGAAGGUCAAAACAGAGGAUAUGACCUCAAAAGACUACUACUUUGAUUCUUAUGCACAUUUCGGCAUCCAUGAGGAAAUGUUAAAGGAUGAGGUUAGGACGUUGACGUAUCGUAACGCCAUGUAUCACAACAGACACUUGUUCAAAGGGAAGACGGUGCUUGACAUUGGCUGUGGGACCGGGAUACUCUGUAUGUUUGCUGCUAAAGCCGGUGCUGCUAAAGUCAUAGGGAUUGAAUGCUCAAGUAUAGUUGACCAUGCAGAGAAAAUCAUCAAAGCAAAUAAGUUGGAUCAUGUGAUUGAGAUUGUGAGGGGUAAAGUUGAAGAGGUCACUCUACCGGUAGAGAAGGUUGAUAUCAUCAUCAGCGAGUGGAUGGGCUACUGUCUCUUCUACGAAUCCAUGCUCAACACCGUUCUCUUUGCAAGAGAUAAAUGGCUCAGUAAAGAUGACGGUCUGAUCUUCCCAGACAGAGCUACGUUACAUGUCACAGCUAUCGAGGACAGGCAGUACAAAGAUGAGAAAAUCAAUUGGUGGGACAAUGUAUACGGAUUUGAUAUGAGCUGUAUCCGGGAUAUCGCCAUCUCAGAACCUCUGGUAGACGUUGUCGAUCCCAAACAACUGGUCACCAACUCGUUUCUUAUCAAGGAGAUCAGUAUGUAUACAGUGAAGGUGGAGGAUCUGACGUUCCAGGCUCCGUUCCAGCUCAUCGUUCACAGAAAUGAUUACAUCCAGGCGUUAGUGACGUACUUCAAUAUAGACUUUACUAUGUGUCACAAGAGGACUGGCUUCUCAACAUCACCCGACUCCCACUACACACAUUGGAAACAGACCGUGUUCUACCUGGAUGACUACAUCACUGCUAAGAGAGGUGAAGAGCUCUACGGAACGUUCUCCAUGAAACCCAACGCAAAGAACAAUCGAGACUUGGACUUUGAGAUUGGAGUGGAGUUUUCCGGGGAGCUAUCAAACUUCAAAUCAAAUUUCACGUAUCACAUGCGAUAGAUGACGCCCCUCAUGAACCCAUAGGGAUACAGGUCAAUCUGCUUUUGCUCAUCAAAUUGGGAGCAUUCAUCCAAAUUGGCAACAUUCACAUUGGCAACACUCAGUUGCUCAUCUAUUUUCACAAUUCAAAAAUAUUAAUAUGGGUAUGACAUCGGUUGAAAUUAACCUCAAUAGCAUAUUAUUAUACAAAGCAGUUGUCAAUUUGCAUUUUUAAACAGUGUUUUGCUGUUUUAAUCGCAUUGCCAAUUUAGUGUGUAAUGAUUACCGAAGUCAAACAGCUUUUAUUCUGGAACAGCACAACAUAUAAAGGGGAUUCCACAUGAGGUCACAAGCAGCCACCUUGGAGGACAUAACAAUAACCUUUGCAUUUGACCAAAAAAAAGAAAAAAAACAAUAAUUGACCGUGGUUUGAUGCACAGGUUUUUAUUGUUUAUCCUCCAUAGGGAUCCACAUUACACUGCAAGUGGUGUAAUGAUAUUCAGUUCAUUGUUUUCUCUGAAUUCCUAUAUCCUCCAUAAAUUAAAUCUUAGUAUACUGAUUGGUUCAAACAGCUUCAUGUGGCCAAACAUAUUCCAGCUAUGCUGUUGAAGCAAAAACGCCCACUAAAGAAAGUUUGCUAUUCCGUGAUAUCAAUGAUGGAAUAGUGCACUAGUCCAUCUUUGAUGUCGAUCACAGAUAUUGCAAUAUCUUGGACACACCGGUCAGCGAGGUGAUCUCUCCCGGGCAAGUCCCAUGAAAUCCGUGUCUCGCUGGGCGCGUGGCUUCAAGAAAAUUAGGUCAGUCAACGCAGCUCGUUAUCUAUGUUUUGGUUCAGAUUUUACAAAAGGAUGAACUAUGAGUACAA